Molecule: messenger RNA, 1596 nt
Organism: Glarea lozoyensis ATCC 20868
Lineage: Eukaryota; Fungi; Ascomycota; Leotiomycetes; Helotiales; Helotiaceae
Product: HMG-box
Exons: 2
Coding region: 1-1596 (531 amino acids)
Biological process (GO): regulation of transcription by RNA polymerase II
Cellular component (GO): nucleus
Molecular function (GO): RNA polymerase II cis-regulatory region sequence-specific DNA binding; DNA-binding transcription factor activity, RNA polymerase II-specific
Source: RefSeq, a predicted model, not a curated record
AUGCCACCUUCACCUGCGCCUUCAAAUGGCGGCGAGCUCCUCCAGCACAACCUUCACCAUCUUCUUCAACACAAUUCGGGUUCACCAUAUCCACAAGAAGAGAAUAGCGCGCACCUUCGCUCCAACUAUGGCUCCCCCGCACCAUCGCACGACAAUGGACGAAUGUCAAGAGGUCCGUCUCAGCCGCCUAGAUACCAAUAUCAACAACAAUAUCACAGUCCAAAUCUUGGACUGCAAUACGAAAAUUACAGCCCCAAUUUCUCAGGAACAUACGAUCAAUACAGCACACCAGCGUCGUCUCCUCCAACCCCUGACGUGCUACAUACCAGAAGCGGUCUUUCCAUACACCGAGGCCAGCAACUCAGACCCAAGCUCGAAGAACGAUCGAGAGCCGAGAAGUCGCCCAAGCCUAAGAAAGUGAAGAAGGAAAAGGCAAAGGGAGAAAGAACAUCGAAGAUGGACAGACCUCUCACGGAGCUGACAAAGGACUUCACCCUGGAGGCCGUAGACAUUGAAGCUUAUGUGAAUCGGUCUGCCGAAGUUCGCCGCAAAGAAGUCGACGAAGGAAAGGUACCAGCCAAGGUUAAGAGACCAAUGAACUCGUUCAUGCUGUAUCGCAAAUGUUACCAAAAAAGAGCCAAUGCCUGGUGUCUCGAGAACAAUCAUCAAAUCAUCUCCCAGAUAUGUGGUGAGAGUUGGCCAUUGGAACCAGAUGAGGUUCGAGAACAGUUCAACGAAUGGGCACGUAUUGAGAGAAUCAAUCAUCAGAAUGCUCAUCCGGGUUACAAGUUCUCUCCGACGAAACCAGGACAAGCAAAGGGAGGGAAGCGAAAGAUGACUGAGGAGCUGAUGACUGAAGAUUCGGAAUUAGAUGACUAUGAUUGGCAAGGGCAUGGGUCAAACAGACGACACAAGAAGCAGCGCCCACUUCCUAGCAGCCCCAUGGGCCCAGUGGCAUAUCCAACCACGAGAUCCGCAUACCAGUACUCGUCGAGAGAGAGCUCAAUGGAUCCAAACUAUGUUGGAUAUCAUCCAUCGUCGUAUCAUUCGACCAAUCCAGGCAAGCAGGCACCACAACAAUACCACCCCAAUCCUCAGAGUGGCGAGUACUAUCAACAGACGAUCAGGAUGAACCCAAACUACCCGCCCAACGGUGCUGAGGAUAUAAUUCUCACGAAACAAUCCACUCCAGGAAUGCACAAUUAUCUUGGCCUGCCCGGAGGACAAGACUUCGACAUAAUGGGUCACUACCAAUAUCAGGGUCCGCCUAUGACUGGUACAGAGCACAAGAUUGAUCCCUCGUUGAUCUCACAUGGUCAGACCCUCUUCAAUGAUAACAAUCAUGGAGAUAGAGCUCAUGACCGAGGGGUAUUCUUUGGCGACACCCAAUAUGGCGGCGAGAAGUUUGCUGGCCCGUUCGGCAUCGAUCCAUCCCUAAGUGACCCAUCCAUGUCAUUUGCAGACGCAGAACACGUCCAGGAAGGAAUGCCUCUUCAUGAUCCACACGCAAGUGUGCUUCGAGGGCACCAAGAGGGCUGGCAGGUUGAGACGAUGGAUGCUGGUCCAGAGUUCGAAAAGUGGAUGGAUGGGGAAUAA